This is a messenger RNA of Zingiber officinale, 549 nucleotides long. RefSeq lists its product as uncharacterized. The transcript has a single exon. Gene Ontology annotation, molecular function: endopeptidase inhibitor activity; proteasome binding. Bases 1 to 549 code for a protein of 182 amino acids. Lineage: Eukaryota; Viridiplantae; Streptophyta; Magnoliopsida; Zingiberales; Zingiberaceae. Gene Ontology annotation, biological process: proteasome-mediated ubiquitin-dependent protein catabolic process. The record is from RefSeq and is a predicted model, not a curated record.
AUGUACGAUGAUUAUGAAAUUGACAAGGUAGUCUUUAUCGUCCACACGUCAUUCCUAGCCGUUAAAUUCUUGCUCGUUGAUACUGGUGCAAGGACCCUCUCGGAUAAACCUCCUAUUGAUGGAAAAGUAGUUGGAAUAGAUGGGUGUAAUGAACCUGAGCAUGCAUAUGCCUUCGUAUACAUAAAAGCUGACAACGAUUCAAAGAAGAUUGUGUUAGUAAAGUGCUUGCCUAUGGGGCGUACUUCCAAUAUUGAUGUAUUGGAUCUUAAUGAACAACAAAAGGAUACUUUGAAUCUCCAUAUCAACAUAAAGGAAUACAUGUCAAAUUUGGCAGACCAGAAUAACAAUUAUCCGAAGAUGUAUAAGAAUUUUAAGGCUCUUGUUGAUAAUCUGGGAGUUGGACUUCUAUCCAAGUUGGAGUCGCGUCGGGUGGUGGUUUUUUAUGGAAUUGUUAAAACAAACACUAAUAGAAGUGCACCAGCUGCUAACAGAUUUACAGAUUUUGUAUCAAAUGAUCUUUUUCCUGGGUUACCACCUAAACUACUCUAA